Drosophila albomicans is the source of this 472-nucleotide messenger RNA. RefSeq lists its product as uncharacterized. Bases 61 to 399 code for a protein of 112 amino acids. NCBI's taxonomy places the organism in Eukaryota, Metazoa, Arthropoda, Insecta, Diptera, Drosophilidae. The record is from RefSeq and is a predicted model, not a curated record. The transcript is spliced from 2 exons.
AUAAGUGAAAAUAUGGAGAUUUUUAAAACAGUUGAUAUUUAACUAGUAAAGAGAGUUAAUAUGGGUCACCAACAGGCACUUUUGUUUUUGAUCGGUGUAUUGCUUAUUUCCUUUUAUCCGCUGUGUGACUGUGGUGCGUGUUUGAGGUAUGAUCCAUUUGGAAAUUGUCUAACUACGCAAGUAAGUCCCUUGGGAGCCUUGCUUGGCAUUUCCAAUGUGCCAAGUCCUAGAGUCCCUCAAGUCGCCACUUAUCCAGCAGCAGUGCCAGCUUAUCCAGCAGCAGUGCCAGCUUAUCCAGCCGCAAUACCAGCUUAUCCAGCAGCAGUGCCCGCUUAUCCAGCAGCAAUGCCAGCUUAUCCGGUAGCUAUGCCAGCAUAUGGAUAUAACUAUUACGGUUAAAUUAAUUGUUAAUGCACGAGUCUCAAAAGGCUUAUACUAAAUAAAUCAGUACAUUUUACUGACUUUAAUGAAA